This is a messenger RNA of Phycodurus eques (leafy seadragon), 1848 nucleotides long. It is a transcript of the gene and1, whose product is annotated as actinodin1. The coding region runs from base 1 to 1848 and encodes 615 amino acids. The transcript has 5 exons. NCBI's taxonomy places the organism in Eukaryota, Metazoa, Chordata, Actinopteri, Syngnathiformes, Syngnathidae. The record is from RefSeq and is a predicted model, not a curated record.
AUGGCUGCCCCGAAGAGGAUCGGCCUCUCCGCUGUGAUGGUUGCAGCCUCGCUGGCGGCCAUCGUCGUCAUGCUGCUGCCCGCGGAAGCGAGGGCGGAGGCGGCGUCGGCGGCCCGGCGGAGGCUGAGCCGUAGCCGCAGGAACAUCAGCUGGUACAAGCAGCACUCGGACUUCUGGAACUGGUACAAGUACUUCACCGACAACGGCAACCAGGAGGCGGUUCAGGAGCUGGACCGCAUCUACCUGGCCUACCUCCAGAACAAGAACCGCGCCGAAGGCCGUCGCUCGUACAAGGCCUACCUGCGCCACCUGGGGGACAUCUACAAGACGUGCGCCGACUCGGACGACCCCAACUGCGUGGCGUCCCACACCGGCAGGCCCAAGCCCGAGCCCCCCAAGCCUGCGCCGCUCAAAACAUGCGACCCCACCAAGGACGCCUCCUGCCUGUACGCCGCCCUGGUGGCCGGAAAGAGUCCCUACCUGCCGCUGGUGUUACCCGCCGCCGCGCCUCCGGUUAAGGCCCUUGCCCCUCUUUUUGCGCGGUCCGCCGCCCCAGCAAAAGCUCCUCAGUCGGGUUACUACUACGCACCGUCGUCAGUUUCUUUCCUGUCCAAGGAGCAGAAGGCCGAGCUGCUGCGCAUCUGUGCGGCCGAGGACGUCGAGUGUCUGCAGUACCACCUGAGGGCCGCCUAUGGUUACUCGCCCUCUGCCGGGACGCCGCCGGCUUACGCCCACUUGGGCUGCGACCCCCAGACGGAUCCCGCUUGCAAGCCCCAGCUGGUGCAGAAGGCCCCCUCUGGCCUCUAUCUGAAAUACCCUAACUGUGACCCGCUCAGCGACCCGUACUGCGCCUACGCCGCCUCCCAAGUGGUGACCCCCAACCCGCCUUCCCCGGCUGGCCCCGGGUCCUGCAAUCCCCUCUUUGAGGACGGUUGCAACCCCCUGACCGCCACCAAAUACGCCACGCCCCCAGAGGCGUACAAACAGGGCGAAAGUGAGGAGGCGGCCUCCAUCCCCGCCCCCCCUCCCGCCGCAGACCACUACAGCGAUCCCUACGGCAUGUAUAGAGAUGCUAAUGCUAAUGCUGACAGAGUCACCGACCUUUACGCCAUGUACCGCCAGGUUAGCGCCCCGGUCCCCCCGCCCGCCAACGACCCGUACGCGAUGUUGCGCCGCUUCAUGGCCCACGCUCAGGGCAGCGACCCGUACGCACCCCGCACGGAGGCCACGCCCGAGUCCAACUCCAACGAUCCCUUCUCUGCCAUGAGAGGUGCCACGGUCACCACGCACCGCCACGGCCACCACGGUGCCCGGCAACACUACUCGUUCUCUCACCCCGCUUAUGAGGAGCCUACCCGGGAAGAGCGCCACCCUCUAGGCCCUCCAGGUAAAACUAAGGAGGGCUACGACUGCUUCAUCGGCUACGACCGCGAGUGCUUCCCGGUGCAGUCGGCCGAGCCUCGGUCGGGCGCCCACCGACGCAUCCCCUACCCCGCCGAGGCCUACGAGCCCCACCUGAACGGCGACGGCACCCGCAAGGGCGUUCUGGAGCCGCCCAACCCGCACUGCGACCCCGAGUACGACCGCGACUGCCGCUUGCGCCGCUUCGAACCCGAGCAGCCGCGCCACGAGGCCCAACCCGAGCGCCACGAGGCUAAACCGGAGGCGGCGGGCGGCGGGCUGCAGCCGGAGCGGGACCCUUCCGAGGCCGAGCCUUACCAGAGCGGCCAGGAGGAGCCUCACGUGUCCAACCAGCCGCCGCCCCCUCAGGGAAUGCCCAGCCUGCAGGACAUACUGAAGCACUUCGGCGACCAGUUCCCGGAACAGGACGACUACCGCAAGAAAUAA